Penicillium canariense is the source of this 1176-nucleotide messenger RNA. RefSeq lists its product as uncharacterized. The coding region runs from base 1 to 1176 and encodes 391 amino acids. The transcript is spliced from 4 exons. Lineage: Eukaryota; Fungi; Ascomycota; Eurotiomycetes; Eurotiales; Aspergillaceae. The record is from RefSeq and is a predicted model, not a curated record.
AUGGAGCAUAUCAUGGAGACUCCCAUCACGGCUAUUUUGGGUCCGCCACCAGCCAAUGUAGACCUCAAGCAGGACCGGAGAUGGACGGACAAUGCUGCUGUUAUCACGAUCUGCGUUAUUACUGCCUUCAUGGUCGCGAUUCGGUUUAUUGUGCGGAUCAGAGGUCAGAAGCCGAAAAUCCUUCUCGAUGAGUGGCUUAUGGCAGCCACCUUGGUUCCCAUGUUCGCUCUCCUAGCUGAAUCAAUAGUUGGCGGUCAUUAUGGGCUAGGGAAGCACGUCUGGCUCGUGACGAUCGGCGCCAUGGUGAAAUUGAGAAAGAUUCUCUUCACUUACCUCUUUAUUUAUCUCUUCGAGCUAUUUCUGAUCAAAGUCUCGAUUCUGGUAUUCUAUCGCCGCAUCUUUGGGAGGCAAUGGGGAAUUUUGAUUGGUCUGUUCCUGACUACCGGAUGGGCGCUGGGCAGCAUGAUUGCCCUAUUAGCGAGCUGCGAUCCCAUGGCUUACUUUUGGUCGUCGACUUAUGAUCCCAAAGGUGGUCAUUCUCGAUACGAUUUUUACCAAUACUAUAUUGGGAACGCCGCCGCAAAUGUGGUUAUCGAUGUGUUGAUUCUGCUGAUCCCAAUCCCCGUGGUGUGGAGAUUGAAGCUGCGACUGACGCAGAAGCUCCUGAUCACGAGCGUGUUCUUUCUCGGCGUAUUUGUCUGCGUUGCAAGUAUCGUGCGACUCCACUACCUGACCUUUAUGAACGGAAGCGUGGACAUCACAUGGGUCAUGAGCAAUGUCUACGUCUGGUCCACGGUGGAGCCUUGCCUUGGCAUAAUCUGUGCUUGCCUGCCCGCUCUCCAACCGCUCGUCCAAUCAUUCAUGAAAAUGGAGCAUCUACUACAUAUCCGAAACCGAGUACACCACAGCAAACCGUUGAGUCAAGUAAAUGAGUUGCGGAAGCGCGUGAGCAAUACCAGCAGCAACAGCCACUGUCGGGCCGACACGGUGGAUUCGCUGGACGGAAAGCCGGAGCUGGGCUUGCGCACUCAUGAUGAUGAAAUCCAUCUUACGUCGUGCGUCGCUCAAAUGGAGCCCGAUCGAUGUCGCAAGGAGAGAGAAAACCUGGAGGAGUAUCUGGGUCCGAUGUUCAUCCGGGUGGAGCAUCAAGUCGAAUGGAGUGUGGAUCGAUACUGA